GAUUAAGAUGAGAGGUUUAGGAGCAAACAAGCUGCUUUUCAUUGUUUGAUGGCACUGCCGUGGAGCAACACCAUGAGAGCCGCCUGCUGCUUUCUUCUCUGCGCACUUCUAGUCCUGCAAAGUGAAGCAUUGCGUUGCUUUACCUGCGUGGGGUCCAGCGAUGAGGACUGCAACCAGCAGGGAUCCCAGCAGUGUCCCAGCUACUCCGACGCCUGCGCCAUCAUCAGAGGACAAGCCAGCGGCGUCAUGAAGUCGUGCUCGUACAGGUCGUUCUGUGAGCAGGCCCAGAGGGAGGGCUCCAAGGCACCAGGGGUCCGGGUCCAGUGCUGUUUCUCAGAUGACUGCAACAGCAAGAGCCGGGCUGUCAGUCACAUGCUCGGUACCAGCUUCCUCCCCCUCCUGGCACUGCUGGUACUGCGGUGCCUGCUCUUCUGAGCCCACAGCUCCUCUCCAUUCACUUCACAAAUCUUUUUGAUUAUAUUUUAGCUAUAGCUAGAAUAUAUUUUCUUGGCCCUGCUAUUUAUUAUAUAUAUAUAUAUAUAUGAGAUAUAUUCUGAACUAUAUCCUUCACACAUUUUUAGUUUGUGUUUAGAAUAUGUUUAAAAUAAAUAAAAUGUAUAGUUAUUUCAGAUGCAUUUUAGAGAUACAACUAUGAUUGAUAUCCUUUUUAAAAGGAUGUCACAUCAAAUGUAACAAUGAAAAACUGAUGUUAAAAGUAAAGCACUUUGUUCAAAUGCAAUACAGCAGUGGGCAGCAGUGUGGAGUAGUGGUUAGGGCUCAGGGCUCUGGACUCUUGACCGGAGGGUCAUGGGUUCAAUCCCCGAUGGGGACACUGCUGCUGUACCCUUGAGCAAGGUACUUUACCUAGAUUGCUCCAGUAAAAACCCAACUGUAUAAAUGGGUAAUUGUAUGUAAAAAUAAUGUGAUAUCUUGUAAGUCGCCCUGGAUAAGGGCGUCUGCUAAGAAAUAAAUUAUUAUUAUUAAAUUAUAAUACAAAUCAUGGCAAAACAGUAUACCGGUAUAUAUAUCUGGCAUGCAUUUGUGACCAACAAUAUAUUGUUUAAAGAAAUAUGUGACUAAUACAUGAAUACUUUUUAUAAUAAAAACUCAGCCCCCCUUACUCCCUGAAUAGAUGGACACUGUAUCCCUCAAUAGAUAAUGGUCUCUUCUUCAAAUCUAGAUUUUAAUGAGCAAUCUGUCCCACAUAGGUGCAGCUAUACCCCAAAUAUUAUUCCUGUACUACCACUUUCCCACAUAGGUGCAGCUGUACCCCAAAUAUUAUUCCUAUACUACCACUGUCCCACAUAGGUGCAGCUAUACCCCAAAUAUUAUUCCUGUACCCCCCUGGCUGGGUGGGCUGUUUGUUGUGUGUAAUUCCAUUCCUCUUUCAACUUGUGAUACUGGCAUAUCAAAUAAAAUGUCAUUUUGCUUUUA
This is a messenger RNA of Acipenser ruthenus (sterlet), 1434 nucleotides long. RefSeq names its product lymphocyte antigen 6 family member pge (gene ly6pge). The transcript has 3 exons. The coding region runs from base 49 to 435 and encodes 128 amino acids. The record is from RefSeq and is a predicted model, not a curated record. NCBI's taxonomy places the organism in Eukaryota, Metazoa, Chordata, Actinopteri, Acipenseriformes, Acipenseridae.